CUUCCUGCCUUGCCGAGGGAGGGAGCGGUGCUGACGACUGGCAGGACGAAAGGAGAGACAAGAAAGCUUUUGGGAAGCUAUAAAAGAGUGGGGAACGGCCCAGGUUUCCACCGUCCGUCGGGAAAAUAAACACCCCAGUUUUCUGUAGCUGCAGGAUUUGUCACCGAGUCUGCCACGAAAAUGUCGACCAGUCGUCAGCUGACCGAGAGCAGGGCCAUCCCGACCAGGACGGUGUUGAUCAACGACACAACCCAGCUACCUCAUGACUACUGUACCACCCCCGGAGGCACUUUAUUUUCCACCACUCCUGGAGGAACCCGGAUCAUCUAUGAUCGUAAGUUUCUACUGGACAGGCGUAAUUCUCCCAUUGCCCAGACUCCUCCAGCACAUCUGCCUGUCAUCCCUGGAGUGACCAGCCAAACUGUCCUGAAUGAGAACAAGAAAAAUGAAGCCAACAACCACAUCAACAACCAUGAUGGCAAGCCCACAACUGGUGACGAUGCUCAGUUUGAAAUGGACAUCUAACAGACUGGAACCACACCAGCAUAAGGAAAUGACCUGGCAUCAAGAGUGCCAGUGGCUUGGCUUAUAGAAAACCGAUGUUGUGAGCCCUCAUGGCAGCCGUCUUCUUUAGUUCUUUGUCUCACUGCUGGAUGUAAUGUGUACAAACCAUAUGUCAUACAUACACAUACGGAGUGGCCAAGUCUCAGUAUUAGGUUUAUUUGACUAACCUUCCCAUGGUUACUUGUCACAGUACAAAUCAGCACUUACACAGCAAGGGAGCAGACCUGAAUAUUUUGUACCCAAACAAAUUGUCCCAUUGGUCAAUCGAAGUGCCCAUCUUGCAGCUUAUCUGUGAGUCAAGACCCCGUAUAGGGUGCGCUGAAAAACUGAUGAUAUAACAAGUUAAUCUGGAAUUUUUUUUUUUUUUUUUUUAAAUGGCCCUAAGAGUCAUGUUAAUGCUUUGAUAUUCAUCACAGUAUUUGGUUUUGAAAACCCUCUUAAGCAAUUUAUUUAAGUGAUAUUUUUUUUGUUUUGUUUGUUUGUUUUUGGGAACUACUUGAAAAAGCUCCACAAUCUCUAAUUAGUUGGACCACUUCCGUUCUGGUGAUGGUAUUUAAAGGGAUGCUGUUUUGUUUUUUGUUUUCCCAAUCAGACAAUUUAAGAUUUCAUUUCAUUCCGAUAUUUUAGUCUCUAUCACCAAAUAAAAGCUAAAGGACUUUCCAAUUUUGAGAAGAAUCUUUUUUUUUUAGAAUGAACUUUACGGUACAAUUGAAGUUUUAUAUUUGUGAAGAAAUUUAUAUAUAAAGCAAAUUUGAAAACUUUCAAUUUGAAAUCCAGCUUUUGAUGCAGAAUUCCUUUUCAUAGAUAUAAAGAGCUCAAGCCCCUUGAAUCUAACAAGAAAAUGUAAUAAACUUUGAUCAGAAUUGUUAUCUAGGCAGGAGCUUUAUCAGGUUUUGACUAACUAAGAAGGAAGUGAUACUUGGCACCCUCUUUCUGGUGUUUUUCUUUGUUUUUUUAUAUCCAGACCAGAGAAACAUGUAGAACAACAAAUAUUUGGUUAAUUGGAAUAAGAUACGAGCUUUGGAUAAACUUGAAAUAAAACUAGAUGUUUUAUAUGCGUUUAUUUUUAAUACAGUUUCUAAGUAUUGAGGGUACUUGUUUGGGUGUGUUAGACAUGUCAAGAAAACAGAAAACAAAGUCAGCAUCUGGUUGGAUGGAUGCUGCCCAAUCGAUCUACAAAUCUGUCCCCAGUGUCCUUAAUCCGUUUGACAUUACCUUAUUCUGUUCACGUGUCACGGCCACCCAUGCCUUACUUUACAUGAAAUGCAGUAACUGAACUAGUUUCCUCCUCAUCAAUUUGUACUUUUCAACAGAUGUUUAUUUUUUCAGAGUAACACUGUACUUGGCAAUUGAGCAAAACAUAUUUUAUUUUCCUGACAAUAUUCUUCCUCAAACAGCUGUGAAUUUAGAGAUCUGACAUAUGUGACAUUGUGGGAAUCUGAAGUUCAGAUGACGGUGUUAAAGUGUCACACUCAUUUUAUCCCAAUAAUUUGGUUUUAUUUCUAUGCCACAUAGUACCAUUUGCUGACUGUGCAAAUACGAGCUCUCAACCUGGUUAACGAAUCACCACACAGUUCGUGUUUUUCAGUCAAGAUUUUCUUCUCUGUAUGACUGGAAUCAAUGAAUGAUGUCUGUCAAAGAUUUUUGUUUUCUUUUUGGCUUUGUGAUUAACUCUGGCAAAGUUAGGUGACAAAAUCCUUUGCAUUGCACAUUUUUUGUUUGGCCAUAAAAGUCUUCUUAUGUUGUGACAUCAUAAUUCAGGUGGCAGAAUGAUUUCAAAUCUAUUUGGUUGACAAUGAGGGCUUAACAUGUAUUGAAAGAGAUUUGAAACAACCUUACUGUAAUCUUCUAUUUUGAUUUCAAGUAACUUCAUUUCAAAUGAAACUCCAAUGCCAGUGGACACUGUUGCUGCAAGAUCAAUAAAAUUGUGUAACAGAAAACAAAAUAA
Cololabis saira (Pacific saury) is the source of this 2512-nucleotide messenger RNA. It is a transcript of the gene eif4ebp2, whose product is annotated as eukaryotic translation initiation factor 4E binding protein 2. The transcript is spliced from 3 exons. The record is from RefSeq and is a predicted model, not a curated record. Lineage: Eukaryota; Metazoa; Chordata; Actinopteri; Beloniformes; Belonidae. Gene Ontology annotation, molecular function: eukaryotic initiation factor 4E binding. Bases 181 to 525 code for a protein of 114 amino acids. Gene Ontology annotation, biological process: negative regulation of translational initiation. Gene Ontology annotation, cellular component: cytoplasm.